Messenger RNA from Carica papaya (papaya), 1017 nucleotides. RefSeq lists its product as uncharacterized. The record is from RefSeq and is a predicted model, not a curated record. Gene Ontology annotation, molecular function: nucleic acid binding. Lineage: Eukaryota; Viridiplantae; Streptophyta; Magnoliopsida; Brassicales; Caricaceae.
AUGGAUUUCGAAAAUACUGAAGCAAAAAUCUCAAAACCCUUGAACGCAAGGGCCGAAUCGUUCUACCCGUCCGUAUUCUCUCCAGAAAACGGAAUUAAUCUCGCCUUGAGCAGCAGCACAUCACCGUUAAAAUUCCACCCUUGGACUCGUCAGCCACUGCUUCCUGCACCUUUCAUACCAGUAUUUCAUCCAUCAGUUUUUCCGCUACACCCACCUGCAAUCGCCUGUUACAACGCGUUUUCUCAACCUGCUGUGGGUAAUUUAUGUCCACGUAAAGUAGGGUUUGAAGCGAGUUAUUACAGGUCGGAUGAAAGUGUGGUGGUAGAGAAGCUGAAGGGUGGAGUCUUGGAGUUUUCUCCAUGUGGGAGGAGGGGAAAGAAGGGUCGACGGUGGAAGGGUUUGAAGAGGUUCACCUCACAAGGGUUACAGAGAGAGGGAGUUUGGAACAUCAAGAAGGUGGCGCCGGUUGACAUGGAGACGACUGAUGAUCAAGAUGGCUUCGUUCCUAAUCUUCGCGGUAAAACCUCACUGAUGAUUAGAAACAUUCCAAAUCAACUACAGCGGGAUGAUUUGAUGAGAAUUCUUGACAAACAUUGCCGCAAAGAGAAUGAGGACCGCCAUUACUCUGACACUACUCCUGAAUCCGCAUACGAUUUCCUGUACCUUCCAAUGGACUUUAGGAGACGAGCCAACUUGGGAUAUGCAUUUGUGAACUUCACAAGUUAUGCUGGGGCCGAGAAAUUUUGCAGAGCUUUCCACAAAUAUGAAUGGGAGGUUCCGGCCAAUAAAAAAGUCUGUGAAAUCUGCGUUGCCAAAUACCAGGGUAGAGAUGAACUGAGGGGAAGGUUUGAGAAUUCAAGAUUUCCUUGUGACACAAGUGAUUAUCUCCCCGUGGUGCUAUCUCCACCGCGAAAUGGUUUGUCAUGCCCGAGCCAGCCGAUAUUCGUUGGGCGUUUUAUUGGCACGAAUGCGCAUGGAAUGAGACUGCAGAGAAGGUCUGGUAGCUUACGUGCAUAG